Messenger RNA from Xiphias gladius (swordfish), 2428 nucleotides. Its product is annotated as dTDP-D-glucose 4,6-dehydratase-like. The transcript has 12 exons. Gene Ontology annotation, molecular function: dTDP-glucose 4,6-dehydratase activity. The coding region runs from base 141 to 1181 and encodes 346 amino acids. The record is from RefSeq and is a predicted model, not a curated record. NCBI's taxonomy places the organism in Eukaryota, Metazoa, Chordata, Actinopteri, Istiophoriformes, Xiphiidae. Gene Ontology annotation, biological process: nucleotide-sugar metabolic process.
ACGAAUCCACUGUCAACAAGAAGUUGCGCGCUCCCAGGUAGUUAACCAGCAGGCUCCAUGACUGCGUCUAAAACAGUGAAGAUGUAGUGAUUAUGUUCAUAGGAGACGUUCAUGUGAACUGACAUUAGCCAGAGCGGAGGAUGGGCUUUAACAGGACUGUUCUGGUGACUGGAGGCUCUGGAUUCAUUGGCUCCCAUCUUGUGUGUUCACUGGUCACCAGACACCCCGACUGGAGAAUUAUUAACCUGGAUGAUCUGGAUUACUGCUGCAGCCCCCGGAGUCUGGAGAGCAUUGAAGACAGAGCAAACUACACCUUCAUCAGGGGGGAUGUGUGUAACUCGAGGUUGGUGAACCACAUUUUCAACACAGAAAACAUCGAUGUGAUCUUCCACCUGGCAGCCAAAACACACGUCGAGUCGUCGUUUAAAUCUCCAUCUAGUUUCCAGCGAGUUAACAUCGACGGAACCAGAGUUUUACUGGGAGCUGCCCAUCAGGCCCGACACCAGCCACAGCGCUUCAUCUACGUCAGCACCGAUGAAGUGUACGGAGCCAGUCUGGACGAGGUGUUUGAUGAGAGCAGUCCAGUGAGGCCCUCCAACCCAUAUUCUGCCACUAAAGCAGCUGCAGAGUACCUGGUCCGAUCCUACUGGGACAAAUAUAAGUUCCCAAUCAUUAUUACCAGGAGCAACAACAUCUACGGGCCCAGACAGUACACUGAGAAGGUGAUUCCAAGGUUUCUCACCCUCCUGCAAAUGAACAAGAAAUGCACCAUCCAGGGAACGCUCCCUAAAUCCCGCCAUUUCUUGUUUGUCGAUGAUGCCAUCAUUGCCUUCCUGCUGGUUCUGGAGAAAGGGAUUGUGGGCGAGAUCUACAAUGUGGGGACAGGCUGUGAGAUUCCCAUCAUGCAACUGGCCAGGGAGCUUAUCAGGAUGGUCAAGAAUGUGCCAGACUCUGAGCUAAAUGAUUGGCUCGAGUUUGUGCCUGACAGGCCACGUGUCGACCUGCGCUACCCCAUCAAGUGCGAGAAGCUGCAGCAGCUUGGCUGGAGAGCGGAAGUGUCCUGGGCUGAAGGCAUCAGACAGACUGUCAAGUGGUACCAAGAACACCCAGACUUCUGGUCAGCCGCAAGCGAUGACCAAGGACAAAUCAGAAGCGAGCUUGGAAAAGCUCCCAACAAAUAAGUGGCCUCAGCUGUGCCCUUCGGCUUGACUGACAGGACGCAGCGUGAACUGAGUCACCGAGCAGUGACUUUUUUUGUUUUUCUACAAACUUGAUAUUUAUGUAGCAACAGGACCAACGGGAAGGCAGAGCCUCCCCUUCAACCAAAGCAAAGUUUCUCCUGCAUAUGAAUGCCCUUUAUCUUGAUAUUAAUGACUGAUUCAGCUGAUAUUGAUAAGCUUUCUUAUUUUGCUCAACUUGGGCUUUCUCAGUUUUUAUGUACACGGUUUAGAUGUUUAAACACACUCUGGAAGUAUGUGGAAACCCGAAAGCUCAGUUAAAACAAUUUGAUGUUUUUUUUGUUUGUUUUUUUUAAAAUCCUUCUUGCACACCAUUCAAAGUCAGCAGGUAGCUUGUCAGUCCAUUGACCAAAUAUUCUAGUGGUGCGGCUCAGAACAGGGAAGACACAUGCAUUACGAAUGUGCCUGAAUUAUAUAACUAGUCAAAUGUUCUGUAGCGGAAAAUUAUUAAGAUUUCUAGAGGCUACUUUGUGUUAGUUUCAGUUUUAGUCUCGAUGUAUAUGCAUGUGUGUAAAAAGACAAUUAGAAACCUGGUUAUGUACACGGCUGAGAAACUGGCUUUCUCCCGGAGAAAUCUCAGCAGGUUUUCUCCUAAUCGUGACAUUUAAGAAAUCCAGUUACCACCGGAAGACAGCUGAAACCUGGUUGCUGAAGUCCGUGUAAAUGCACCGAUGGUCACGUGAGAUUAUGGAGAAGGAAAUCCCUGCUCCAGGCAACAGCUUUUGCCAGAUCCUGCUAUUAUCCAGCAUGGGUAGCAAGUUUUAGCAAAUCUACUUUAGGUGCAAUUUUACAUUUUAAAUUUACGUUAAACCUUUAGUAGCAUUUUGAUUAGUUUAAAGAUUACUUUUAUAACAAAAAACAAGUGUCUUAUAAUAAAAGGAUGAGAAGGGAACUGCACCUAAUUCAAAUUCAAGUCAUCUCAGUCUGAUGCAAUUUACACUGUACACACUCUCAAUGUUUUUUCAUAUGAUGCUGUAGAAUGUAUUUAACUACAAAUAAACUUAAUAUUUAAUAACUUCCGGCAUUGUUCAUGCUUUUCUCAAACAUCUAAAAUCCUACAAACACCACACAUACAUAGAAAGAAGAAACAGAAAAAAAGUUACAUUUGCAAAUCCAAACCUUUAUUUGUGGUAAAAUCAGAAUAGAUGCACAGUUUUUUUUUGUUUUUUUCUUCUUCGUGCAGUGCUCCU